Messenger RNA from Stegostoma tigrinum, 1112 nucleotides. RefSeq names its product N-terminal asparagine amidase (gene ntan1). Gene Ontology annotation, molecular function: protein-N-terminal asparagine amidohydrolase activity. Lineage: Eukaryota; Metazoa; Chordata; Chondrichthyes; Orectolobiformes; Stegostomatidae. Gene Ontology annotation, cellular component: nucleus. Gene Ontology annotation, biological process: ubiquitin-dependent protein catabolic process. The transcript is spliced from 10 exons. Bases 32 to 955 code for a protein of 307 amino acids. The record is from RefSeq and is a predicted model, not a curated record.
ACGUGUCAGGCGGUUGACGCGGGCGGCGGCGAUGCCCCUUCUCGUCAGUAACUGCUCGAUCGACAUACCGUCGUCGACUGGCGACUUUAUCGAGCGUUACUCACAGUUAAAGGAAGCCGCAAAAUCUCUCCAAUCAAAGCCAGUACGUAAGAUAGAUCCUACAAGUCUUCUGUACGUUCAUCAAAGAGAAUUUGCAACAACAACUCCUCAGGAUGGUUCUGUGUCUAUACUUGGUACGGAAGAUGCAACCACUUGCCACAUGGUAGUUCUGCGACACACAGGGAGUGGGGCUACAAGUUUGGGACAUUGUGAUGGAGCAGAUACAGAAGUGACAGUCUCUUUAAUGUUCAAUGCAGUGAAGUCCUUGUCAGUAGGAUGUGAUUCUGGAAGAUAUGAAGUUCACCUUGUAGGGGGUUUCAUUGAUGAAAGGUCAUUGUCUCACAGACUCACUCUUGAACUUCUUGAAGCUUUCAAUUGUCAAUCAGAGAACAUUCAUCUGGAAACAUACUGUUUAACAGAACUUAAUGAUGUAGUGAAGCAAAACAUUCAUUGGCCUAUAAUUUAUGGAAUAGCUGUAAAUGUGAAAACUGGAGAUAUUUUUCGUGCAACUUUCCCAGAUAGAGGCCCAGAUGAGGUUAUUCGUGCUGCUCGUACUUUUUUAGGGGGUUCUAUAACGUCCGUUUAUAAUGCAAAAGAGGAACAACUGCAGAUUGAGCCUUACCAGUGGAAACAAUUUGCAGCAGCUCAGUUCUGGCUGCAGCAGACUGAUCAAGUGAUACUGCAGAACUUUUCAACAUCGCCACUUGUUGAACCAUCACACUUUGUUAAACAGGAGAGAUCCAUUUUCCAAUUUCUGUCUCGCUAUCCAGAGGAGCCAUUAUUUCCUAAGGGUAGGUCCAGGAUCUACAAAAAAACUUCGGAUGGUUUGUGGGAGAGGAUUGAUUGUGCUGCCUAAUGUUUUGAAUUUGAGCCACUAACACCCAAGUACUUUAACUGCUUCUGAUCACAAGUGACACUGCAUCAAGAGCACAACAUGGUGGCAUGUUUAUGUAUGUUUAAAUCAGUUCAUCCUGCAACUGCAGCUUCAAAAAUAAAAUUCCUGAAUCAUUUUA